Ixodes scapularis (black-legged tick) is the source of this 2497-nucleotide messenger RNA. RefSeq lists its product as uncharacterized. The transcript has 9 exons. NCBI's taxonomy places the organism in Eukaryota, Metazoa, Arthropoda, Arachnida, Ixodida, Ixodidae. The coding region runs from base 263 to 2497 and encodes 744 amino acids. The record is from RefSeq and is a predicted model, not a curated record.
UUGGGUACCUGUAUAAAAGAUAUAAAGUUCUGCAAAUACCUGCUCAAUAAAGGGUAUCUUUUCCAUAAAUAUUGCCGUCCCAACAACAUAAAUGCUUGAAAAACGUAGUAUCAAUUACAGAAAUUUUUAGUGGCGCCAUCUACCCGAGGUCAAUAAAACCGACAGCUCGAGCAGCAUCAGCGGCUAGCACGAGGAGCCGAACGAGCGCUUUGGUUUGGUUUUCCGCCGUGUCGAUCUCGACUUCGAACGUCGCCGCUCGGCAAUGCCGACCGGGUGCUCCGUUCUCCUGUGUCCUAACCGGACUGCACAAAGCCCUCUUGUCCGUGCUAAAAAGCUCCAGUUCCAUCGUUUACCACGCGAAGAACGUCUCAGAAGUGAGUGGUGUGGAAGGAUUGGUAGAAGGGACCCUGGACAGGCAGACGUGCGCGUGUGCUCCGAACACUUCGACAGCGACCGCGACUACCGUCGCCUGCCAAGUGUUCUUCGCGAUGCCGGGCAGACGAUGAAGAACGUCUACCUGAAGCCAGAUGCUAUUCCUUCGCUCCGACUGCCCCCCACUGCGAAGCGCCUCUCCCCUGCCAAGGACCCAGCCGUGCCAACGUCGAAGCGCCGAAGAACUGAGAACGAUGAGCCGGUGGAGGUGGAUUGCUUCGAGAGGACCACACCUCGCGAGCACAGCUGUCAUUGUCGUCACCGACCGGCGACACGCGACACAGCGGUCCAGGCCGACCUGCAUGAAAAUCCGGGACCCGCACAGACUCCGAGGCCGCCUGGCACGAAGGACAGUUCUGUGGGCACAGACCGAUGGCUGGGAAAGCGAUCUACCGGCACGCAGUGGAAUGCCUACGCCAAAGGUAUCACCGCCCACUGGGUACAGACCGAGGACUUGGAGACACCCGACAGUAGCAGCACCACUGCCGGCAGCAACAGCACAACCACUGCCGCAGCCUUCGCCUCCACCACCACUACCUCUGCAGUGCCACCGCGAAGACCGGGCCCAGCAUGUGCAAUGAGCCCUGUCCUCAGUGAUUCGGACGAGGAGGAGGAGGAAGAAGAGGACGACGACGACGGCGACGACUGCGACGAUGACCCUCUGUGGGAGCCACCCACCAAAGGAGGCUUUGUCGAGAGUGCCACCACUGUGUCCGGAGAGCCAGACUACAAAGAACGAAAGUUCCUCGUGUUUGAGAGCAGCCUGCGGCAGUUGUUUGCGGUCUGCCAGACGUGCUACAGCCCCUGCAGUGUGUUACUGAGCACGAUUGGCACGCUCCUGACGGUGCACACCUCUUGCCCCGCUGGGCAUAAGAACCGUUGGGACAGUCAGCCCUACAUCAACGGCAGGCCUCUGGGGAACCUCCUCAUCACCAGCUUCGUCCUGUUCACGGGGGCCUCCCCAACCAUCACGCUGCGCCUGCUCCGCCUAAUGAACAUCGUGGUGAUCUCAAUGAAGACAUACACAAACUACCAGCGGGCAAUUUUGAUCCCAGCUGUUGAACAGGUGUGGGAGGAGGAGCAGGAGAAGCUGUUGGGAGAGCUCCGUGACCAACCCCUUGACCUUGCUGGUGACGGGAGGUGCGACUCCCCAGGCUACAGCGCAAAAUAUCUGACGUACUCUCUUCAUGCACCCCACGUGAACAAGAUCGUUCACUUAGAACAGGUUCAGGUAGGAGAGUGUGAGGCGGUUCCCAACAGUGGAAGUAUGGAGAAGGAAGGCCUGAUCAGGUCCCUGGCCUUUGCAAGGGAGAAGGAGCUGACAGUGCGGUCCCUGGCCACGGACAGGCACCGCUCAAUCGCCAAGCACAUGAGGGAGAAAGAGCCGGCUGUCCUCCACUUCUUCGACGUCUGGCAUGUGUCAAAGAGUGUCAAGAAGAGCCUUAACGCAGCCAGCAAGAGCCAUGACUGUGGCUCGCUGGUUGGGUGGGCACAGCCGGCGGUCAACCACAUGUACUGGUGUGCGACGGCGAGCCGGGGCAACCCUGACCUGCUGGUGGGUGCCUGGUCGAGCAUGACAAGGCACGUGGUCGACGUCCAUGCAGACCACCCCGGGAUGUACACCAAGUGCCUUCAUGAGCCCAUCGAAGAUGGUGAAUGGCUGGUGCCAGACACACCUGCCCAUGCCAGGUUUGUGGACGUCGUGUCCAGCAAGUCCCUACUCAAGGACCUGCGCCAGCUUUCCCCUGACACACAAACCUAUGGAUUGGAAUCUUUCCAUAGUGUGCUCAACCGCUUUGCACCCAAGUGGGCUGCCUUUCGCACAAAAGGCAUGCUCGCCAGGACCCGUGUAGCAGCGCUACACUGGAAUGAGAACAGCGAAAGGGAGCAGGCCACUACUAAGGCGGGUGAAAGGCAGUGGGCAGUGAGAUCGCCCAAGGCCAGGAAAGGGCAUCACACCGUCUGCCCCCAAAAGACAAAAGUCACAUAUGGUAUUCUGAAAGAAUUCUACUCUGUGGUCUUUUUAAUUGCUAUUCCUGUACUAUUAGGAGAUCAAUUUAAGUAG